AUGGAUGUCUCUCAAGCUGUCUCCGGAUACCUGUCCAAGAUGAUGCUGUCUUCGGGCGAUGCUUCAUCUUCAAAGAUGAAGGUUCUGUUGCUAGAUAGGGAGACUAUUUCCAUCGUCUCAACAGCCAUCACACAGUCCUCGCUGCUUGACUAUGAAAUCUAUCUCAUUGACCGCCUGGACAAUGCUAGCCGCGAGAAGAUGCGCCAUCUCCGGUGUAUAUGCCUGGUUCGCCCCUCGUCAGAGACAAUACAGCUGCUUAUAGAUGAGCUUCGGGAUCCGAAAUACGGAGAGUACUAUCUCUUCUUCACAAACGUAGCCAAGAAAUCUGCUUUGGAGCGGCUUGCCGAGGCGGACGACCACGAAGUCGUCAAGCUUGUGCAGGAGCAUUUCGCCGAUUAUAUCGUCAUCAACCCAGAUCUAUUCAGUCUCAACAUGUCUCUUCCGCAGCAGCGGAUAUGGGCUGGUAGCCCUGACAAAUGGCACCCCGAUUCUCUCCAGCGUUGCUCUGAAGGUCUUUUGGCUGUGCUUCUCUCUCUGAAGAAGAAGCCGUUAAUCAGAUACGAAAAGAGCAGUCCUCUGGCUACAAAACUGGCCUCCGAAGUCCGCUACAUAAUGACAAAAGAGGAGCAGUUAUUCGAUUUCCGGAAAGUUGACACGCCUCCUAUACUUCUCAUCCUGGAUCGCAGGGAGGAUCCGGUGACACCUCUUCUCACCCAGUGGACUUACCAGGCCAUGGUUCACCAUCUUCUCGGCAUCAAGAACGGCCGAGUUGACCUUAGCGAGGUUCCCGAUAUCCGGCCCGAGCUCAAGGAAAUUGUCCUCUCUCAAGACCAGGAUCCGUUCUUCAAGAAGAAUAUGUAUCUGAACUUUGGCGACUUGGGCGGAACGAUCAAGGAAUAUGUCGAGCAAUACCAGUCCAAGACAAAGAACAAUGCCAAUAUUGAGUCAAUAUCUGACAUGAAACGGUUCAUCGAAGAGUAUCCGGAAUUUCGGAAGCUCUCCGGGAAUGCUGUGCAAAAAAUAAUCCAGUCCCCUAACAUAACGACAGGAAGCAAGGUUGGAGUGGUAGCUCUAUAUGCCUUGCGCUAUCAGAGGCACCCCUCAACUGCCCUUCCCAUGCUCAUGGAUCUUCUCGUGGCGGCCGGCAAUGUGUCUACGAGACAAGCAGAUCUCGUCAAGAAAGUUCUCACCUAUCAUUCUUCAUUACACACCUCGGACUCUCGGACCGGCAUUUCAGACAUAUUCGACUCGGCUGGCAUCUUCUCUGGCACAGCAAACCGAUUCAAGGGUCUCAAGGGCGUGGAAAACGUUUAUACGCAGCAUAGCUCGCUGCUGGAAGGCACCUUGCAGAAUCUCAUCAAGGGUAGACUAAAGGAGCAACAGUAUCCGUUUGUGGACGACGGCAGUUCUACUAGAGACAAGCCGCAGGACAUUAUCGUUUUCAUGGUUGGCGGUGUGACGUACGAGGAGGCCAAAAUGAUUGCUGGAGUCAACGCUACGAUGCCUGGCGUGCGUGUGGUUCUUGGUGGCACAUCAGUUCAUAACGCGACAACAUUUUUGGAGGAGGUUGAGGACGCCGUCUCCUCUUGGGCUUGA
Messenger RNA from Trichoderma aggressivum f. europaeum, 1596 nucleotides. RefSeq lists its product as uncharacterized. Lineage: Eukaryota; Fungi; Ascomycota; Sordariomycetes; Hypocreales; Hypocreaceae. The transcript is spliced from 2 exons. The coding region runs from base 1 to 1596 and encodes 531 amino acids. Gene Ontology annotation, cellular component: Golgi membrane. The record is from RefSeq and is a predicted model, not a curated record. Gene Ontology annotation, biological process: vesicle-mediated transport; intracellular protein transport.